This is a messenger RNA of Schistosoma bovis, 2480 nucleotides long. The record is from the annotation of a GenBank genome assembly. NCBI's taxonomy places the organism in Eukaryota, Metazoa, Platyhelminthes, Trematoda, Strigeidida, Schistosomatidae.
UUAUCGCUUUUACCGCAGGGUGUAGGUGCAUCUCUAAAUGCUUAAUGUGUUGUUGAUUAACUUUCCAUCUUGUUCUAUUCUUUAAAUCCCCUCACAUGUAUAUGCGCUUGUAAGCGUACGCUGCUCAGCUGAGCAGCAUGCUCUUACAACACACGAUAUAUCACAAGGCUAGACUCAGACCACUGCAUAUUUAGAUCCCACUUAGGGAUUUACUCCGAAGUCACUCCCAGGCAUCUGAUAGGGCUUCACACCAAUGUAUAUAAAAUGAACAACUACAAAAAUUACUAAACCUCACCUGUACGGAUUAUUGUAGAUACUAGUAUCACAACCUGAAAUAAUUUAAAUUAUUUCACAAUUGUGGUAGUUUAAACUAUCGGAAGCUUUUAAGAUAAUGUUACUUUAUUUUUUCCAGGUUCUAACAUUCGUAUUACAGAAGAGAGCUUAAAAUGUUCUUCCUGUAUUCCGGGUCAAAAUUUUUGGGAGCACAGGCAAUUACUAAGAAUAUACGUAAAUUCUUGGGUACUGCAGUUGAGCCUAUUUUGAAGCCAGAAAUAAAGCGAAACUCGAUUUUCAUCAACAAUGAGUGGGUAGAGUCGUCUAGUGGAAAAACCUUCAACACUAUAAAUCCAGCAACUGGUAAAGUAAUAUGUCAAGUUUCGGAAGGUGAUAAGGUUGACAUAGAUAAAGCAGUUAAAGCAGCUCGUAAAGCCUUCGAAUUCGGUUCCGAGUGGCGUACCAUGGAUGCAUCGCAUCGUGGUGUAUUACUUCAGAAACUGGCUGAUCUUAUUGAACGUGACCGAGUUUAUUUGGCUUCUUUGGAAACACUGGAUAAUGGGAAACCAUUUGCCGAUUCAUAUAAUAUUGAUCUAGAUUUAGUGAUCAAAUGCUACAGGUAUUAUGCUGGCUGGGCAGACAAAUAUCAUGGGAAAACUAUACCUGUCAAUGGAAACUAUAUGUGUUACACUCUUCAUGAACCAGUUGGCGUUUGUGGACAAAUUAUACCGUGGAAUUUUCCACUUCUUAUGCAGGCAUGGAAGCUCGGUCCAGCAUUAGCAAUGGGAAAUACAGUGGUAAUGAAGACAGCAGAACAAACCCCGUUGUCUGCGAAUUGGGUAGCUGAAUUAAUCAAAGAAGCCGGAUUCCCACCUGGUGUAGUGAACAUUGUUCCAGGAUUUGGUGAAACUGCUGGUAACGCCCUAGUCGUUCAUCCUGAUGUUGAUAAAAUUGCGUUUACUGGUUCAACAGCUGUAGGACAAAUGAUUGGUCAGAAUGCUUAUAAACAUGGUGUGAAACGAAUUACUUUAGAACUUGGCGGAAAGAGUCCAUUAAUUAUUUUCAGUGAUGGUGAUUUUGAUCGAGCCAUAGCCACAUCACAUUUUGGUUUAUUUUUCAAUCAAGGCCAAUGUUGUUGUGCAAGUUCACGUAUAUUUGUCGAAGAAUCAGUUUAUGAUAAAUUUGUUGAAUAUAGUAGUGAAGAGGCUAAAAAGCGUGUAAUUGGUAAUCCUUUUGAUUUAAACACAACACAAGGUCCACAAGUUGAUGAACACCAAUAUCAAACAGUUAUGUCAUACAUUGAAUCUGGUAUAAAGGAAGGUGCCAAAUUAUGUGCCGGUGGCAAACGGUUUGAAUCAGAUGGUUAUUUCAUUCGUCCUACAGUUUUUGCUGAUGUUCAAGAUGAAAUGCGCAUUGCUCGUGAGGAAAUAUUUGGACCUGUAAUGCAAAUUAUGAAAUUUCGAUCAUUAGAUGAAUUGAUACAUAGAGCAAAUCAUACACAAUAUGGUCUUGCAGCUGGUAUAUUCACUAAUAAUUUAGAAAAAGCUAUGCAUGUUAUGCAACAUUUACAGGCUGGCACUGUUUGGAUCAAUUGUUAUGAUGUUUUCGAUGCUGCUGCACCUUUUGGAGGUUAUAAGUUUUCUGGAGUUGGUCGAGAACUAGGUGAAUAUGGUUUACGAAAUUAUACAGAAGUCAAAACUGUAACUACGCGGAUACUUCAAAAGAAUUCAUAAACACAGAUAACUAUUGGUUAUUUAUUUUUGUUAUUCUUUAUAAAAUUUAUUAUUUGAAAUUGCUGAUCAAUUUGAACUUUUAACUCAUGAAGGUUUGAUUGAAAUUUUGUGAUAAAAUCGUGUUUGAUUUUAAAUACAUUUUUUUCUAAUUUAUUUACUUAUUUAUUUGAACACAUAUUGGUACAAGGGGGCACCAGAUAUAUAUACGCUACACAAAACAAUGAGAAUGGGAAGAGAAAAAAAAGGUGAGGUGCGUGUAAGGAAAAAGAAAAGAACAAUAACGAACACAGAUCAGUGUAUGGUAGUGAAAUAACAAUAAUAAUAAUGGGGGAAACGAAAAGAUACAAUCAGAAAGAAUUUUUUCAGUUAAGGAAGUUACAACCACUUUUUUAUGAGGAAAGUAAAAGAAGGUUACAGCAAGAUCUCCACUGGCUUCUAUACUGAGCCAUGUCUGAUAACGUCUCUAGCUACUGU